This is a messenger RNA of Merops nubicus (carmine bee-eater), 1623 nucleotides long. Its product is annotated as dynamin-3. NCBI's taxonomy places the organism in Eukaryota, Metazoa, Chordata, Aves, Coraciiformes, Meropidae. Gene Ontology annotation, cellular component: microtubule; cytoplasm; membrane. Gene Ontology annotation, molecular function: GTPase activity; GTP binding; microtubule binding. The transcript is spliced from 15 exons. The record is from RefSeq and is a predicted model, not a curated record. The annotation marks the transcript as partial.
AUGGCUUUGGGUAUCUUACUAUGCAAAGUGAAUUCUGAAACGUUACAUAUGAUGGUCAUGAAGAAAGAGAAUUGUAACUAUUUUUUAAAUGUUUCUAGGGAUUUUCUUCCACGAGGUUCUGGAAUUGUAACAAGACGGCCAUUGGUCCUGCAACUCAUCACUGCAAAAACAGAGUAUGCUGAAUUUCUACAUUGCAAAGGGAGGAAAUUUACUGAUUUUGAUGAAGUUCGUCAGGAAAUUGAAGUAGAAACAGAUAGAAUAACAGGAAUGAACAAAGGCAUUUCUUCAAUUCCUAUUAAUUUAAGAAUAUAUUCUCCACAUGUAUUAAGCCUGACUCUUAUUGAUUUGCCGGGAAUCACUAAAGUGCCAGUAGGGGAUCAGCCUCCAGAUAUUGAGCAACAGAUCAGAGACAUGAUAAUGCAGUUCAUUGCUCGAGAAAACUGCCUGAUACUGGCUGUGACUCCAGCUAACACUGAUCUGGCCAACUCAGAUGCACUGAAGUUAGCUAAGGAAGUGGACCCGCAGGGCCUUAGGACCAUCGGUGUGAUCACAAAAUUGGAUCUGAUGGAUGAAGGAACAGAUGCAAGAGAAGUUCUAGAAAACAAACUACUCCCUCUUCGUAGAGGUUAUAUUGGUGUUGUUAACAGAAGCCAGAAAGACAUUGAUGGGAAGAAGGACAUAAAGGCAGCUAUUCUGGCAGAGAGGAAAUUCUUUCUUUCCCACCCCGCAUACAGGCACAUGGCAGAUCGGAUGGGAACACCAUAUCUCCAGAAAGUUCUAAACCAGCAACUUACCAAUCAUAUUCGGGAUACUCUGCCAGCCUUCAGAAGCAAACUCCAGAGCCAGCUGCUUUCUAUAGAACAUGAAGUAGAGGUAUACAAAAACUUCAGACCGGAAGAUCCAACCAGAAAAACGAAAGCCUUAUUGCAGAUGGUACAACAGUUUUCAGUGGACUUUGAAAAAAGAAUCGAAGGAUCAGGAGAUCAGGUUGAUACACUAGAACUUUCAGGAGGUGCCAAAAUCAAUCGUAUUUUCCAUGAACGUUUUCCUUUUGAACUAGUGAAGAUGGAAUUCAAUGAGAAAGAGCUGCGGAGAGAAAUAAGUUAUGCCAUCAAGAACAUACAUGGUAUCAGAACAGGUUUGUUUACUCCAGAUAUGGCAUUUGAAGCCAUUGUUAAAAAACAGAUAGUCAAGCUGAAAGGACCAUGCUUAAAAAGUGUGGAUCUGGUCAUGCAAGAGUUAAUCAACACUGUCAAGAAGUGCACUAAAAAGUUGGCAACAUACCCAAGGUUGUGUGAGGAAACAGAAAGAAUUGUUGCUGGCUACAUUCGUGAAAGAGAAGAGAAGACCAAGGAUCAGGUGCUGCUGCUGAUUGAUAUCCAGGUUUCUUACAUCAACACCAACCACGAAGACUUCAUUGGCUUUGCGAAUGCCCAACAGAGAAGCAGUCAGGUUAACAAAAGUGCAGUGGGAAAUCAGGGAACCAAUCUACCGCCUUCAAGGCAAAUUGUCAUCCGGAAAGGUUGGCUGACCAUCAACAAUAUUGGCAUCAUGAAAGGAGGAUCUAAGGAAUACUGGUUCGUUCUGACUGCAGAAAGCUUGUCCUGGUAUAAAGAUGAUGAG